Messenger RNA from Cladocopium goreaui, 2358 nucleotides. The record is from the annotation of a GenBank genome assembly. NCBI's taxonomy places the organism in Eukaryota, Dinophyceae, Suessiales, Symbiodiniaceae.
AUGGCAGCUCGAAUUGUCUUGCAGCAGAUCUUGCAAAAUGAACAAAGGAGAUCCCGGACCAACGCGAGGAAUCAAAGGAUCUCUGCAACUGGGCCCUUUUCCAUCGAUACAGGUCAAGAAGAAGACGGAUUCUUGCAAAUUCUCAAAAAUUCCAUCGAGGCUAGAGUUCCAAGUGUGCAUGGAGCUCCAGCCGGUACUGGUGGUACAGGCAACACUGGUGAGGAGGAUUCCAGCAGCCAAGACUGCAGAGUCAAAACUCGUGAUGGUGGUCCUUAUGAAAGUGGAGCAGUUGAAGCAGCAUCUUUCGAGAGCCUGUCCGACCAGGAGAGCACCCCGAAACAGAGAUGUUUGAUUCUCUCACCACGUGAUCCUUGGAAGGUGUGCUGGGAUGUCUUCAUUGGAGUGCUGAUCAUCUAUACGAUCAUCACCCUGACCUGGCGCAUUGGUUUUGACCAGGAAGCUCGUGAAGCAGCUCUGGCAUUUGAAUACUCCAUUGACAUCCUUUUUGCCGUGGAUACCAUUCUUUGUUUCCGAACAGGUUUCUACAUGGAGGACACUUUCAUCACUGAUUGGUGGGAGAUUGCGAAGAGGUACUGCAUGACUUACUUUCUUUUCGAUCUCCUGUCGUGGUUUCCGAUUGAUUUGCUGGUUCAGGUCCUCACUGGUCAAAACAGCUCUGGGAUGAGGUCUGUGAAACUCAUGAAGUUCGUUCGCUUGGUCCGCCUUGCCAAGUUGAUGCGGCUCUUCAAACUCAAUAGGUUUCUCGUUCUCCUAGAGGAAAAGCUCCAUUUGAAGCCCGCCAUGAUUCGUAUGGUCAGACUCAUCAUCAACAUUGUCUUUCUUGCGCACUUGCUUGCUUGCAUGUGGCAUUUCAUAGCUUUGCCGGCAUGCGGUGAGGAGACUGAGGAUAUCCCGGCAGUUGGACCUUGCCCAGAUGCAGACCAGCCAAAGUAUCUUCCAAACUGGAUCAGUUGCCUGGCUUUUGUCUCACACAUGGCGUUGCUUGACGGCGUGGGGGAAGGCGCUGCUGAGCUUCGAGCGUCAUUGGAGGCCUUGCUCCAAGAACUUGGCGCCAAACGCGAAGAAGCACGUGCUAGGCAGCACAAAGAGGAAGCUUCAGCAGAAGAGGCUGCUAGACAAGCAGAAGAGGCUGACAGGAUUUCUAUCCAGGAUCCUAGCUUCUCUUUCACGGCCGAUCUGGUUGUGAAAGAAGACACUGGCUUCGAAUUGUGGAUUGGAUCUCUUGAGGAUGCCCUCAAUCUUUGCGCGCUACGUGAUAGGGGCAUUGAUGCGGUCCUAAAUUGUGCCAGGGAUGAUUGUGAAGCUGAGAUUGCCUGCUUUAAACCUCAGAGGUGUCAGAGGCGAGCGAGGGCUCAUACUCGGAAUGCCUCAAUGGGGAUGGAAGCGUCUCUAGGUGCUGGCUGGUUGGGCCUCAGACGUGACCAGAUUUGGAGUCUUGCCAGUUUUGACGCUGAUUGGUACUCUGACGUACUGGAGCUGGAAGCCUUCAAAUAUGGCGCGCUUCCAGCACGUGAUGAAGCCGGGUAUGAUAUGCAAGAUCACCGCCAGGAGGCCAUGGGCGAUUUCAAUCUCACACGGCGACUUCUGGCUCUCUUGGCAAUGCAGGUCUUUUCUCUCACUCGACCUGCACGUAGUCGAGCAGCCUCACCUUCACAGCGCCGUUGCCCAUGCAAGGAUUGCGAGGAAAAGAGGUUAACCUGUGAGCAAUCCAUAUCAGAGGUAUCGUCGAGGAACUUGCGAUUUGUUUUCUUCACAGAGCCCACUUUGUCCUGCGAUGCACUUCGUACUUCUGCCGAUUUGAUUUCCACAGCCAAGGGCAGGUUUCGAGCAAGCGCUUUGGUCGAAGAACUUUUUGCUGCACGAACGGGAUCACGCCCAACUGCUGGCUGCAGAUGGGAGACUGGAGAGUGGUUUGCUGCUGUUCUAGAGGAAAUGACUGGCCGACCUGUCUCCUUUUACCAUGGCGCCCCAAAGAAGGGAUCUGAGGAAUCUGAGGUGGUUCAAUAUCUGGAGGCAACACUUAAGGAUCCGAUCCAAGGUGCCACAUCUUGGGGUUUCAGUUUACUACUUCAUCGACUGAAGCUGAAAGGCGCAACCACAUGUCGCUUGGUCGAUGAGUCUGAAACUAUGACGAAUCCAGUUGUGAUUGACGGACACAAGUACACCACCCGCGGAUCUUUGAUUUAUGGCCGCACUAUGGAUCAAAAGCGGCCUUACACGUAUAGUGUGAGGGAGAGCAGGCUGCGAAAACUGCCCUUGUGGCCCGGAACGGAGUACACCUAUGACUUGAGCUCUGAAGCUCGUGGCAAGCUGUAUCCAAGCCAAGACCCCCUGUGA